GCCCAAAUUCCUAUUUUAUGGAUAUAAAAUGUCCAGAUUGCUACAAGAUUACCACGGUUUUCAGCCAUGCUCAGAGGCUGGUUCUUUGUGUAGGCUGUUCAACAGUGUUGUGCCAGCCAACGGGAGGAAGGGCCAGACUCACAGAGGGGUGUUCAUUUAGAAGAAAGCAACACUAAUGGGCCACACAACCUCUUGAAUUUGUGUUAUAUUGCAGAAAGCAUUAUCAGUUCAGUAAUUC
Molecule: messenger RNA, 238 nt
Organism: Mirounga angustirostris (Northern elephant seal)
Lineage: Eukaryota; Metazoa; Chordata; Mammalia; Carnivora; Phocidae
Product: small ribosomal subunit protein eS27-like
Exons: 1
Coding region: 18-176 (52 amino acids)
Biological process (GO): ribosomal small subunit assembly; translation
Cellular component (GO): ribosome; cytosolic small ribosomal subunit
Molecular function (GO): structural constituent of ribosome; RNA binding
Source: RefSeq, a predicted model, not a curated record